AUGCCUGAUGAGUUUCUCGCUAGCAACCCCCCCCCGCUCUGGAUCACUCUCUACCACGUUGUCACCCGCCUCCCUGACUCUCUGCGCCCUGCGGACGACGCAGGGGCAGGAGUGGCAGGAGUGGGGGUGGUGGCGGAGGAGGCGGGGGUGGAGGUGGUGGCGGUGGAGGUGCGACUGGAGAGACUAGUGGCGGCAGUGGUGGAGGUGACAGCGGUGUUGGGAGUGGUGACAGGGGCGGAGGUGGCAGCGGAGGCGGAGGUGGUCGUGGCAGCGGCAGGGGUGGAGGUGGCCGGGGCGGAGGCGGAGGGGGUGGUGGUCGUGGAGGCCCGGGGGGCGGUCAGAGAAGGGUGUUGA
Closterium sp. Yama58-4 is the source of this 354-nucleotide messenger RNA. The record is from the annotation of a GenBank genome assembly. Lineage: Eukaryota; Viridiplantae; Streptophyta; Zygnematophyceae; Desmidiales; Closteriaceae.